AAAAAAAAAAGUUCAUGAUCACAAAUUAACCAAAGUUGUCAACUUAUGUGAACUUUGUGGUAACCACGAUGAUGAAGUUGAUACCAAUGAUAAUGAUGAUGAAGAUGACCAUGACAAAGAAGACGAUGAUGAUGACGGUGACAAUAACGAACAAGACAAUAAUUCUGAUGAUUCAAAACUAUAAAUUUGCUGCCUCUAGUGUUGGUAUUUAAGU
Molecule: messenger RNA, 214 nt
Organism: Enterobius vermicularis (human pinworm)
Lineage: Eukaryota; Metazoa; Nematoda; Chromadorea; Rhabditida; Oxyuridae
Source: the annotation of a GenBank genome assembly